This is a messenger RNA of Ostrinia nubilalis (European corn borer), 1598 nucleotides long. RefSeq names its product B-cell receptor-associated protein 31. NCBI's taxonomy places the organism in Eukaryota, Metazoa, Arthropoda, Insecta, Lepidoptera, Crambidae. The record is from RefSeq and is a predicted model, not a curated record. Gene Ontology annotation, biological process: intracellular protein transport; endoplasmic reticulum to Golgi vesicle-mediated transport. Bases 222 to 896 code for a protein of 224 amino acids. The transcript has a single exon. Gene Ontology annotation, cellular component: endoplasmic reticulum membrane; endoplasmic reticulum.
UUGAUAUUGACAAUCGUACAAUAUUUUUUCAAGUUGACCUACAGCUACGUCAUUUUUGCCUUUGAUUGUCAUUUUAUGUGUUCUUCCAUGAGUCACCGAUAAUUUUCGACCAAAUUCUGAAAACAGACUACCCUGUUUCACAACGAUUCAUCACAUUCGAGAAGUUUAAAUUGCCGGUGCUGGUGGUACUGUCUUUUAGUGUGAAAUAGAAAUCCGUAAACAUGAGUCUACAGUGGACAAUAAUCGCGACCUUCUUGUACACCGAAAUAGCCGUGGUGUUGCUUCUAACGUUGCCGGUAGCGAGUCCUUCGAGAUGGCAGAAGUUUUUCAAAUCGAAGUUUCUAGCAUACAUCGGAAAUCAAGCCUACAUCUACUUCUUCGUGUUGGUGGGCGUUCUGGUUUUGUGCCUCUUGGAUGCCAUUCGUGAGAUGCAAAAGUACUCGGAUGUGGAGAAAACCGACCAUCAGCACCUUGACGCGGAGAUGCAAGGUAACAUGCGCUUGUUCCGUGCUCAGAGGAACUUCUAUAUCUCCGGUUUCGCGCUGUUUUUGCUUGUUGUGAUCCGCCGUUUGGUCCAGAUGAUCUCGCAGCUGGCUUCGUUGUUGGCGCAGUCAGAGGCUAGUUUCCGCCAGGCGCAGAGUGCGACUGUCGCUGCGAGGAGUCUGCUGCAGAAGCAGGGAGAAGGUGAUGCUAGUUCAAAGAAGGAGAUGGAAGAUCUCCGAAGCCAGAUCUCUCUUCUAGAGAAGGAGCUGUCUAAGGAAAAGAAGGACAAGGAAGCAGUCAAGUCCCAAGCUGAGAGCCUGAACAGAGAGUACGACCGUCUCGCUGAGGAACACAGCAAGUUGCAGAAGAAAGUCACCGUAAGCAGCGGCGGUGACGACAAGAAAGAUGAUUGAAUCUAAGAACAUAGUUCUGGGCUACUUCUUUCGGUCAUUCAAUGUCUACGGUCUGAAUUCUGCUAUUGGUAUCAACUAAAAAGACUUAUCUUAGUGAUAAACUAUAAAUUACAGUACUAAUGCUGUCCAACUGUAUUUUUAUCUGAUAAAGUAAUAAUCUUUGCAGACUAUUUAAAUCUAUUUAAAAAAAAAUGCUCUAAUGUAAAAUUUCUAAUAGCUUUUAUCUUCAGCAAUUUCUUAAUAACAGCAUUUAUAAUAUUAAUGAGAUCUUAUCGCAUUAUAAGCAUAUUAGCUAUUUGAGGUUUGGGUAUGUUGAGAGAACAAAUAUUUUUUUGGUUCAGUGUUGUCAAAUUCUACAUAAAUGUAAGAAAAAAUAUUCUUUGCAUUCUAGUUAUUUACUGACCAAAGGUCAAUCUAUUCAUUGCUAAAGGUUAUUGUUUAAUACAAAACCAGUUGAUAAGAAGGUAUGGUGUAUUGUUGACUGUUAUUUAUCAGUUCGAAGUCCAGUUUUUAAUUUUAUUUAUUCAUGUAUGAGAUUGAAAAGAAUGCUUAUCUUAGUGUUUGUGACUUAGGCUUGUUUUUAUACUGUUUUCCAAUUGUUUGGGUUACUUACAUUAUGUGGUGUAUUUUUUGUGUUAAGGAUAGUCUUAUUUUUAUUUGGAGAUGUAUCAAAAGGUGUGUCUAUUAUUAUAUGAUUUUUUU